AUGCACUUCUUGUUUCUCGCCGCGUUCGUUGGCGCAGCUCCCCAUAAUAAAAUAUUGAGAGGCGUGAUCAUGAAGUCACUAGUUGUUCCUCGAGCUAUCCCCCUUCCCAUCCCACAUCCCCCUCACCCUGAAAAGCAUGAAAAGCAUGAGAAGUAUCCAAAGCAUACCGAGUACCAUAAGAAAGUGGUCUAUAAGACAGUCACUGCCACGACCACUACGUACGAUAUUUGUACCGUGAAAAAACCACCACCUACUUGCUAUGAGAAGACAACCAAAUACGACCCAACCACCGUAUACGCGAAAACCACUGUCACUUUGCCAACCACCGUUUCUCUGAAACUCUCAGCGUUGACACAAACAACGAUAAUUGAAAAGGGAUUCCUUUUCACACUCGUCAAUUAUUCGACCAUAAAGACUUCUUCUUCACACGGAUAA
Messenger RNA from Acaulospora morrowiae, 435 nucleotides. The record is from the annotation of a GenBank genome assembly. NCBI's taxonomy places the organism in Eukaryota, Fungi, Glomeromycota, Glomeromycetes, Diversisporales, Acaulosporaceae.